Molecule: messenger RNA, 3448 nt
Organism: Haplochromis burtoni (Burton's mouthbrooder)
Lineage: Eukaryota; Metazoa; Chordata; Actinopteri; Cichliformes; Cichlidae
Gene: chadla
Product: chondroadherin-like a
Exons: 11
Coding region: 869-3169 (766 amino acids)
Biological process (GO): toll-like receptor signaling pathway; immune response
Cellular component (GO): membrane; extracellular matrix
Molecular function (GO): transmembrane signaling receptor activity; protein binding
Source: RefSeq, a predicted model, not a curated record
GCAUCCGAGCUUUUAUUGGAAUGAGUUUUAUUUAAAAAUAAAAAGCAAAACUUUAAACUCCAAAGAUGUAAUGCAGAUAUAGAUUUUACAGUAAUGCAAAACGGAGAAAGAAAAGUUGAAAUGGUAGUAAUAACUAGAAAAAGUUGCAUUUCCUGCAAAAAUGCUGUGUGAAUGCCUUGCAGUAGAAUCUGAAAACAGCAGAAGGAGAACUAUCUGAUGAAAACACUGUGUAGAAGCUGAACUCUUUGCUGAAAACUGCUUUAUUUGAAAGGGUACACUGAACAGUGUCACUAAAGCAGAGUGCAUGCAAGCAGAGGUGUGCUAACAGCAACAAGUAGGAUUCAAACCUGCACCAACAGAUCUCACAGCAGCUGCUCAUCUCACUGAGCCAAAGCAGUUCCUGUCCCAACAAUAGAUAUGAUGAGAGAAAAAAUAUGCAGGGGGCCGAAGAAGCUGAAUUGUGCUGAAAAGAGGUAAAAAAGCUGAAAUUCUUCUGAAAGAGCAGAAGAGGCUGGAAUUUUUCAGCUACUCAUUGAGCCAAACUGGUUCUUACGUAACUGAAAAAAGCUGACAAUUCUGAUAAAAACAGCAGAAGAGGCUGAGAUUUGUGCUGAUAAGAGGUGAAAACGCUGAAAUUUCUGCUGAAAAGAGGCAGAACAACCUGGUUCUGCUCAAUUUCAGUCCACCAAUCAGAGGUACUGCGCCGUUUUUUGGAGUUACAAAACGUGUGUAACUACUGUAAAACUCGGUGGGAUAGAAGCACUUGUCCUGUCACUUGUACUGGGUGAAUUGGCAGACUUUGAACCUUCACUGUGGACAGAAAGGACAGAUUUCCACCCCUCAAACAAAUGUAAUUUAUGGCUCAACGAUGCAGAUCUUCUCUGCUGAAGUCGUCCUCCUUGUUUUAACACUGUCUUUACCCGUGGAAGCCAAAAAGUGUCCCAGAGCCUGCAGUUGUGACAGCAUCACACUCACAACAGCCUGUGUGGGCAAGAACCUAACAGAUGUCCCCCCGACUGUGGAGGAGAUUACUGUGAAACUCGACCUGAGAAAUAACAACUUGCAGGUGCUGUCCAGGGGGACAUUCAUGCACACACCCUACCUCACCCAUCUCAACCUGCAGCGCUGCAACAUCAUCGAGAUUAAAGAGGGCGCCUUUCGGACUCUUGGCCGAGUGGUCUCUCUAAACCUGGCUCACAACAAAAUUGAAAUCCUUUACCAAGAGUCCUUUGACGGUCUCUCCUCCCUGAAAGAGCUGCGACUUGACAACAAUCGCAUCGAGGAGAUCCAGCCUGGAGCCUUCACACAGCUCGGCUUCCUCAACACACUGGCCAUAACCCACAACCAGCUGGUUUACAUCCCUAACAUGGUCUUCCAGGGGCUGCAGAACAUUAAGUUUCUUCGUCUUAGCCACAACUCUCUGAACAACCUGGCACCUGAGGCGUUUGCUGGGCUCUUCACCCUCAGCCGCCUCGACUUGGAUCACAAUGAGCUGCAGUUCUUCCCCACACAGACAAUGACGAGACUCCGUGAGGUCACACGGCUGCACAUGAACCACAACCCCAUGGUCUACCUCGGGGAAGAUGCCGUUUCCAUGGCAAAGCUUACACACCUGUACCUCAGCCACAUGUCCCUUCAGGACCUCUCAGACAAGGCCUUCUCUCAAGCCCCCCUCCUCUCACACCUUGACCUCAGCCACAACCAUCUUCGGUACGUGGAGCCCUUCUCAGGCCCUAGAGACCUCACCAGCCUCAACCUGACAGGGAACCCCAUUUACUGUAACUGCUACAUGUCUCCACUGAGGCAGUGGGCGAGAGUUAGUGGUGUGAAGCUGCUGGGGGCCUGCUCUGGACCUCCUCACCUCUCAGAUGAGCCUCUGCAGGCGGUGUCUCCUCUGGAUCUGCGCUGCAGGAGGGGGGAGUCACCGGUGGAGGAGGAGGAGAGUACGGAAAGAGUCCCACCCACAGCCACUGCCAAGCCAAAGCAGAAGGUCAAGUGUCCAGCUAACUGUGAAUGUGAUACUGAGACCCAGCAUGCCACAUGUGAGGGUCGGGGCCAUACUAGAAUCCCACGAGGCUUCCCCGCCCAGACGCAGUUGCUGGACCUCCACGAUAAUCACUUCCACUACCUUCCAGCCAACAGCUUCCCAGGCAGCAGCCAACUUGUUUCUCUUCACUUGCAGUCCUGCAAAAUCCAUGAAAUUGAAGGUGGUGCCCUCCAAGGGAUGAAAAACCUUUUGUAUUUGUAUCUUUCUGAUAAUGACCUCAUGUCCUUGGACCCCAAGGCCUUUGCUGGAGUGCCCAAGCUCACCUACAUCCACCUGGAGAGGAACAAGCUGGCGCAGUUCCCUGGAUCAGCUCUGUCACUCUUACCAAGUCUGGUUGUGUUACACCUGGAGCAAAAUGCCAUCUCUAAACUUGAGACCAGUGGGUUGCUGUCCUCACUGGGCUCUAAACUUACUGAGUUAUACCUGGGCAAUAACAACUUAACUUACAUUGCCAAGGGCGCUCUUGACUCUGACUCUCUAUGUACCCUUCACCUGGAUUCAAAUCAGCUGACUGAGGUGCCCACCCACGCUCUGCUUGAGACCCCUAAUCUGCAGGAGCUCAACCUCUCUGGGAACUCAGUUCGUUGGGUGGGACCAAAUGCUUUCCAGCCCUUAUCCAAAAGUCUGAAGAGACUUUACAUGGAUCAUAUGAGAAUGGAAAAGAUCUCCAAGGAUGCACUGCUGGGGCUGGCCUCAGAGCUGCGGACUUUGACUGUGAGAGGAAACCAGCUGGAGGAGUUUCCUGAUCUGAGCCCACUCACCGGCCUGGAGACUGUGGACCUGCAGGACAACCCACUGCGUUGUGACUGCUCUCUGCUUCCUCUGCGCAGGUGGAUGGAGAAUGUUAGUUUGGAGCUGACCGCAACUUGUGGUCACCCUCCUGAGCUCAGAGGUCAGAAGGUCCGGGGCAUCCACGUCUUCAAGUCCUGCCCAGAGAACAUUUCUUCACCAGAAAAGAAGAGUGCUGCAUAUCCAAAAGUGAAGAAAUCCAAAGCAGACUCCUUGAAAUCCCGAAAAGUCAAAGCACAGACCACAGCUAAAGUCGCCAAACUGCCCAGGAAGCAGCCUCAAAGAAAACCUGGGCCACCAAAAGUAACAAAGAAAAAGAAGAUACUGAAAUGAGAACAUGUAACUCAUUUUCCUUUUCCUCUUUUUUUGCAAUAAACCUGAGUGUUAAGGAGCUGGGUUUCUUGAAAGCUACAUUUGUUUGGUUCUAAAUUAAAAUGUUGAGCCAUGCAAGUCUUUUGUAUCCAAGCGAAAAAUCAAAGUCAAAAAGUCAGAGGAAACCUGACAGUCACUCAGCCAAUCUCUCACCAUUCUUGCAGGGAUACUUUAAUGCAACACUAAAAAGGUUUGUUGAGAGAGAAUAACAACGCAUUUUUAGAGGAGCCCAACUGCUAU